UAAGGCAUAACACAAACAAUCCCGCAAUCACUGGAGGCCUCUCGUGGCCAUUAAAAGUCAGUAGUUCAACCGAGGAGUGGUUCUCCAACUCUCAAGUCCAUAUAGGCCUCCUUCCUUCAAGAGGCCCUCGUAAACAUCACUACAGUUAAUAAAGUGCAUUGUGGUCAGGAAGCAGACAGCGGCGAGUCGCUAACUCCGCCAUGCAGAAGCCGCGCGCCCGGACACCGCCCCGCGGCAGCGGCGGCGGCGGCAGCGGCAGCGGCGGGGAUGAGCGUUUAUGAUCAUGUGCGGCGGCGCUUAUGUUAUUGUUAGUGGGAGGGGAGCACAUGUCUUCUAAGUGAAAUUACGCUCGGAGGCUAGAGCUGUUUUUUUUUUUUUUUUUUUUUUUUUUUUUUUUUUGUAUUGUUGCCGAUGCCCCGCCUCUGAUGGUAGCCUUAAACCUGGCACCCGGCUAAAACAAACCAAAGCCAGCACCGAGCUCCCCACUCGAUCCAAUUAAAGGCGCGACUUGAGGCGCUCUCCUACGUGUUCAUCUACCAGGAUCGACGUUGAGACAACAGGAACCAGAGGGGCUUUGGCCAAAAAAAAAAAAAAAAAAGAAAAAAAAAAAAAGAAAGAGGAGAGAAGAGAAGGGGGAGAGAGAAGAGAAGGAGAGAUUGCCUUGCCUUCUAAUUUCUCCCUCUCCAAGCCACAGAACAAUGUCGAUGAGCCCUAAGCAUACGACUCCUUUUUCUGUUUCCGAUAUCUUGAGUCCCCUUGAGGAGAGCUAUAAGAAAGUAAGUAUGGAGAAUAACAACUUGGGGGCACCUCUCGCUUCUUACCGGCAGCCGCAGGUCUCUCAGGCGGCGAUGCAGCAGCACCACAUGGGCCACAACGGGACUGUGUCAGCGGCUUACCACAUGACUGCGGCGGGUGUCUCCCAGCUGUCACACACUGCCAUGGGGGGCUACUGCAACGGCAACCUGGGCAACAUGGGCGAGCUGCCGGCGUACCAGGACGGGAUGAGAGGCAGCGCCGCGGCCACCGGCUGGUACGGAGCCAACCCGGACCCGCGCUUCUCCACCAUCUCUCGCUUCAUGGGCUCCUCGUCGGGCAUGAACAUGGGCAGCAUGGGCAGCCUCAGCUCCCUGGCAGACGUGGGCAAAGGCAUGGGCUCCCUGUCCAGCGCCCCGAGGAGAAAACGGCGGGUGCUUUUCUCCCAGGCGCAGGUCUACGAGCUGGAGCGCCGCUUCAAGCAGCAGAAGUACCUGUCGGCGCCGGAGAGGGAGCACCUGGCGAGCAUGAUCCACCUCACGCCGACCCAGGUGAAGAUCUGGUUCCAAAACCACCGCUACAAGAUGAAGAGGCAGGCCAAAGACAAAGUGUCCCAGCAGCAGAUGCAGCAGGAGAGCGGCGGCUCCUGUCAGCAGCAGCAGCAGCAGCAGCAACAGCAGCAGCAACAGCAGCAGCAAUCCCCGCGGAGGGUGGCCGUGCCGGUGUUGGUAAAAGACGGCAAGCCGUGUCAAGGCAGCGGCCACACGCCCACGUCCGCGACGCAAACGCAAACGCACCACCAACAGGGAGGCAACGUCAUGAUCAUGUCCAACAACGCGUCCGGGCACGGGCAGCACCCGAGCCAGCAGGUGGGCAGCACGGGUCACUCCCCGGACCUGGCGCAGCACUCCUCCAGCCCGCCGUCUCUGCAGAGCCAGGUGGCCGGCCUCUCCCACCUGAACUCCCCCGGAGCGGAGUACGGCUCGGCCUUACAGUGCUCGGCCCUGCUGUACGGCAGGACGUGGUGACGAGACGCUGCGGCUGUGGUUCAAAGAGAGGCAGGUCGCAGCACGCAUGCACGCAUUUGAACAAAAAAAAAAAAAAAAAAGACGAAGAAGAAGAGAAAACUCGAGGUGCAUCUUUUUAUUCUACAAGGAAACUCACGUGGAAGAAACUUUUCCCAUAAACUGUGGAUGUGAACGUCCUGGGAUUUAUUUAUGUAAAUUAUAUAAAGAGACAAAAGAAGAUCGUUGCGGUAGACUGAUAGUUGGGGGACACCUGACCCUGAGCAGGGACACACACACACACACACCCACACACACACCCACACACCCCCCCACACACACGCACACACACACACGACUGGACUGCAGUGAAACCCAGUGCGCCUCUGCUUUCUAAUAGAAUUUAAUGUGAGCCGUAGGUCUAGCGUGUACAUUUCUGUAAAAGGUUUGAAUUGUAGCUCUUUGUUGUACAAACUUUUUUGACGCUCUUGCUGGUUUGUUGUGGUUUCCCCGGUAUUUGUACGUUUUAUUUCUUUGUAACUUAUAUAGAUACUUGACACACUACAAAAAACAGUCCUAUUAAUAAAUUAUGGAAACGAGACAGCUAAGCUAUUCUUUUGUGAAAUAUGUUCGCACGACGCGUUGUUGCAUUAUGUGAGUAAUUAGGUUGAAGAAGAAGAAGAAGAAAAAAAAAGUUAGUUUAGUAAUAGAAUAUUAUCAUCAUUAUUGGUUUUGUCGCAGUAUUAACAACGUCUCUCUUUUUUUUUUCUUUUUCUUUUUUCUUUAUUCCCCAAAACAAAUCGGAACAAAAAUAUUUCAAAUUGAGGAUGUGGAUCCUCAAUUCGUACCUUUUCUUUUCUUUUUCUUUUUUUUUUUUUUUUUUUUUUGAUGAAUCAUUGGGUUGCGCGCGUGCACCGCAGAACAAACGCCUUUGUAGCCUUUACAUGCUUUUGUUUUUUUUUGGUUUGUUUCUUUGCUCUUUUUUUUUUUUUCUGGAUGUGUGUUCACUGAGUCACAGAGGCGAGGUCUCUCGGAGCUCCACAUCAAACACCAGCGCUGCUCAAAGGGCAGCUUAUCGAUGAAAUCCCUGACCAAACAGCGCGCGGAAUUCUUGUCGAAUGACGGGCGCGAGCCUCUAUCAGCUGCUCCAUCGAUAAUCAAUCAGGGAGCUGAAAGGGACGGGCGAUGGGUUUGAGAUUCAGCAACAAACUCGUUCCUAAAGACGUAUUAUUAUUAUUAUUAUUAUUAUUAUUAUUAUUAUUAUUAUUAUUAUUAUUAUUAUUAUUGUGGAUUUUAAGCACAGUUUCGAUGUGGCCCAUAUUCCACGGUCUCGAUAAUGAACCGAAAUCGUGACCGACUGUGUACUCAAUUGAAUUUAAUACGUUCACGUUAAAAACAAGGCCUUUAACUAGGACUCUUCUGCAGGUGUGAGCAGUGAGGUCACAACGAGGUUAGAAUUAGGACGAUCACGUUCAGAGGCGUCACAAGACAUAAGUGAGUCAAGCUGCUGGGUUGGGCCCCCCCCCCCGAGGUCAGGAGGGGGGGGCCCAAUAAGCACUUUAGAUUUUAGCUAGAAAAUUGAUCCAAAAGUUUCAAAUUUAAAUACAUACAAUAAUUUAU
Messenger RNA from Xiphophorus hellerii (green swordtail), 3377 nucleotides. RefSeq names its product NK2 homeobox 1 (gene nkx2-1). Gene Ontology annotation, cellular component: nucleus. The record is from RefSeq and is a predicted model, not a curated record. Gene Ontology annotation, molecular function: RNA polymerase II cis-regulatory region sequence-specific DNA binding; DNA-binding transcription factor activity, RNA polymerase II-specific. The transcript is spliced from 2 exons. Lineage: Eukaryota; Metazoa; Chordata; Actinopteri; Cyprinodontiformes; Poeciliidae. Bases 699 to 1781 code for a protein of 360 amino acids. Gene Ontology annotation, biological process: cell differentiation; regulation of transcription by RNA polymerase II.